Molecule: messenger RNA, 1020 nt
Organism: Aphanomyces invadans
Lineage: Eukaryota; Oomycota; Saprolegniomycetes; Saprolegniales; Verrucalvaceae
Exons: 2
Coding region: 1-1020 (339 amino acids)
Biological process (GO): alcohol metabolic process
Molecular function (GO): alcohol dehydrogenase (NADP+) activity; zinc ion binding
Source: RefSeq, a predicted model, not a curated record
AUGGCGUCUAACGAUAUUUACCACGGCCAAGCCGCGUUCGCCCCCGGGUUGGAGGUCGGUCCUCACGAGUACGCAGCGAUGCCUUUUGACGAAGAGUACGGCGUCGAGAUCAAGGUCACGCAUUGUGGUAUCUGUGGCUCGGACCUGCACACCAUCACAGGUGGGUGGGGCACCGUCAAGUACCCCUUGGUCGUUGGCCACGAAAUCAUCGGUCAUGUGACUCGCGUCGGAUCGAAAGUUGACCAAACCAAGUACGCCAUUGGCGCGCGUGCGGGUGUGGGGGCGCAGUGCGGGUCGUGCCUCGACUGCAAGCAGUGCCACAACCAGCUCGAAAACUUGUGCGACAACGGGCCUAUCUUCACGUACAACAGCAAGACCUCCCAAGGGUACGUCACGCAGGGAGGGUAUGCGGACUACUAUCGGUGUCACUACAACGCGGCGCCAAUGAUGUGUGCUGGCGUGACAACGUAUGCCCCGCUCAAGCACCACGGAGCUGGCCCUGGAAAGCACGUGGGGGUUGUUGGUAUUGGCGGCUUGGGCCAUCUUGGCGUCCAGUGGGCAGUUGCGUUGGGUGCGGAAGUAACGGCAGUGUCGAGCUCGUCGAGAAAGGAAAAGGAUGCCAAGGAACUCUUGGGCGCCCAUCAUUUCGUCAACUACAACGAUGUCAACGCCGCUCAGGCAGCGGCCAAGUCGUUCGACAUUUUGCUCGUCACGUCCUACAGCAAAGACACCAACUGGAACGCGUUGCUGGCGCUGGUUGCCACCAAUGGCAAGUUGGUGUUGGUGGGACUGCCGGAAACCCCAAUCUCAUUCUUCCCGUUCUCCGUCGUGUCGAGACAAGUGACGUUUGUCGGUUCGUGCAUCGGUUCCCCCGCAGAACUGGAAGAAAUGCUCGCGUUUGCAGUUGAAAAAGGAGUGAACUCGAUUGUGCAAGUCAUGCCCAUGAGCCAAGCGACGGAGGCGUUGCACAAGGUGCGAGAUGGGUCGGCUCAUUUCCGCAUUGUGCUGAAGCACGAGUAA